Molecule: messenger RNA, 3556 nt
Organism: Arabidopsis arenosa
Lineage: Eukaryota; Viridiplantae; Streptophyta; Magnoliopsida; Brassicales; Brassicaceae
Source: the annotation of a GenBank genome assembly
CACCCAAGUUUACAGGCUCCGACUAAAAUUAAUUCGGAUCUAACCCGACCCGGUAAAACCAAUCCCAAAUUUUACUCCGUCGUGAACGCAUCAAAGCCAGAAAUUUUCUUCCUCCAAUCUCGCACUCUUCGCUUCCAUAAUCCCCAAAUCGUUUCGUUGAUUUUUCCAAAAUCGGGAGAUGAAGCUAACGGACGAUAACGAAGAGGUUACGAUGAACGGAACUCGAGAAGUGGAGACGGCGGAGGAGGAGAUUUCGUCGCCGUGUUCGUUAGUGAUCGAAGCGUUUCCGGUGAAGAGAUCGAUUAUUGUAGGUUAUGCUCUUACAUCGAAAAAGAUUAAGAGCUUUUUGCAACCAAAACUCGAAGGUUUAGCUAGGAAUAAGGGGAUAUUAUUUGUGGCAAUAGAUCAGAAUAGGCCACUUUCAGAGCAGGGUCCGUUUGAUAUUGUGUUGCAUAAGCAAAUUGGAAAAGAAUGGCGUCGAAUUCUUGAGGAAUUUAGGCUAGCACAUCCAGAUGUCACAGUUCUCGAUCCUCCAGAUGCAAUACUACAUCUCCGUAAUCGUCAGUCAAUGCUUCAGUGUGUUGCGGACAUGAAUCUAUCUGAUAGUUAUGGACGAGUGGGUGUGCCCAAGCAAUUGGUAAUUAAAAGGGAUGCUUCCUCAAUCCCGGAAGCUGUCAAUAAAGCUGGGCUGAGACUACCUCUUGUUGCAAAGCCAUUGGUUGCUGAUGGAAGUGCAAAGUCACAUGAACUUUCUCUGGCUUAUGACCAGCACGCCCUUCUGAAGCUCGAGCCUCCUCUUGUUCUUCAGGAGUUUGUUAACCAUGGUGGUGUUCUUUUCAAAGUUUAUAUUGUUGGGGAAGCAAUUAGAGUGGUCCGGCGUUUCUCCCUGCCUGAUGUCUCUAGACGAGAACUCUCCGAAGCAGCUGGUGUAUUCAGAUUCCCCCGGGUCUCUUGUGCUGCAGCUUCAGCUGAUGAUGCAGAUUUGGACCCGAACAUUGCUGGUAAGAUCUUCUUCAUCGCCACUGACAUGGCUAAAAUUUUUCUUGUUGCAAUAAACAAUGUUCUUAUUCUCGUUGCAGAGCUUCCACCACGUCCUCUGUUGGAGAGACUGGCAAAGGAACUCCGUCGUGGAUUGCAUCACACUAACGAAGAGCAGGAGAAGAUAAUCCUAAACCCUAAUUUUGAGGAUGGCCUGAACAACUGGACUGGAAGAGCGUGCAAGAUUGUCUUACACGAGUCCAUGGACGGCGGGAAAAUCGUUCCGCUCUCGGGAAAAGUUUUCGCAGCGGCAACACAGCGUAAAGACACAUGGAAUGGGAUUCAACAGGAGAUUUCAGGAAGAUUCCAGAGGAAGCGUGUGUAUGAAGUAACAGCAGUAGUUCGAAUAUUUGGCAACAAUGUCACUAGUGCAACAGUACAGGCGACUCUAUGGGUCUUAAACGCAAACCAACGAGAACAAUACAUAGUCAUUGCCAAUGUGCAGGCGACUGAUAAGAACUGGGUGGAGUUGAAGGGUAAAUUUGUAAUCCAUGGUUCGCCAUCGAGGGUAAUACUAUACCUUGAAGGUCCACCUUCAGGAUCUGACAUUCUUCUCAACAGUUUAGUUGUUAAACAUGCUAAAAGGAAUCGUCCAUCGCCUCCUCCUUUCUAUGAGAAUCCCGGUUUCGGAGUCAAUAUAGUCGAAAACAGUGAAGUGGUAAACGGGGCAACCCAACCAUGGUUCACCCUAGGAAACUGCAAGUUGAGUGUUGGACAAGGCGCUCCUCGCACUCUGCCCCCAAUGGCGAGAGACACGCUCGGUCCUCACAAACCUCUAAGCGGAAACUACAUCCUCGUGACUAACAGAACGCAGACUUGGAUGGGUCCGGCUCAGAUGAUAACCGAGAAACUCAAACUCUUCUUGACAUAUCAAGUUUCAGCAUGGGUCAAGAUUGGUGUGGGAGUGAGUGGUAGUAGUAUGAGUCCUCAAAAUGUGAACAUUGCACUUAGUGUCGAUAACCAAUGGGUCAAUGGAGGACAAAUCGAGGUCACCGUUGGUGAUACAUGGCAUGAAAUCGGCGGAUCCUUUAGGCUCGAAAAGCAGCCACAAAACGUCAUGGUUUACGUUCAAGGUCCUGCAGCUGGCAUUGAUUUGAUGAUCGCGGCACUGCAGAUUUUCCCCGUGGAUCGUCGAGAACGUGUCAGAUGUCUCAAAAGACAAGUUGAUCAGGUACGUAAGCGCGACAUAGUCUUGAAAUUCUCGGGACUAGACGAGGACUCCUUCGAUUUGUUUCCUUACAUAGUGAAGGUUAAACAAACAUACAACAGUUUCCCAGUAGGAACAUGCAUUAACAGAACAGACAUAGACAAUGAAGACUUUGUAGAUUUCUUCACAAAGAACUUUAACUGGGCAGUGUUUGGAAACGAGCUUAAAUGGUACUCGACAGAAGCCGAACGAGGAAAGGUAAAUUACCAAGACGCAGACGACAUGUUAGAUCUCUGCAUUGGUAACAACAUAAACGUUAGAGGACAUUGCAUCUUCUGGGAAGUUGAAUCCACUGUUCAGCCAUGGGUUCGGCAGCUUAACAAAACCGAUCUUAUGAACGCGGUCCAAAAGCGUCUCACGAAUCUUCUGACCCGAUACAAAGGUAAAUUUAAGCACUACGAUGUCAACAAUGAGAUGCUUCAUGGUUCUUUCUAUCAAGACAAACUUGGAAAAGGUGUAAGAGCACUUAUGUUCAACAUUGCACAUAAGCUUGAUCCAUCUCCUCUGCUUUUCGUGAACGAUUAUCAUGUUGAAGACGGGGAUGAUACACGUUCGUCCCCCGAGAAGUAUAUAAAACUUGUUCUUGAUUUGGAAGCUCAAGGAGCAACAGUAGGAGGGAUUGGGAUCCAAGGACAUAUAGAUAGUCCUGUUGGAGCUAUUGUUUGCUCUGCUCUUGAUAAGCUCUCUGUUCUUGGUCGUCCCAUUUGGUUCACAGAGCUUGAUGUCUCUUCGAGUAAUGAAUAUGUUAGAGGAGAAGAUCUUGAAGUUAUGUUAUGGGAAGCAUUUGCCCACCCUGCAGUUGAAGGAAUAAUGCUAUGGGGUUUCUGGGAACUAUCUAUGAGUAGAGAGAACGCGAAUUUGGUGGAGGGAGAAGGAGAAGUAAACGAAGCCGGAAAAAGAUUUCUCGAGGUGAAACAAGAAUGGUUAUCUCAUGCAUAUGGGAUCAUCAAUGAUGAAUCAGAGUUCACAUUCAAAGGCUAUCAUGGGACUUACGCCGUUGAAAUUUGUACUCCGGCUGGGAUUGUUCUCAAAACGUUCGUUGUCGAAAAAGGAGACACUCCACUUAUUAUAUCCAUUGAUCUCUCUUCUUUGUGAUGUUUGUGUUUGUGUUUUUUUUUUCCUUGUGAUUUCUCUUAUAUAUGGGUAUUUGUUCUUCGUGAAGUACGUAACAUAUGUACACAAAGUUAUGUUAUGUGUUUCUUUUUGAUUGUUUUGUACAAUUGCAAUAAAAACUUGUGAAAAUGAUUGUUAUGACAAUAUUGCUUGAAUUUCAUUUCAAGCUUAUAUUAAGAAUAAACGUGUUUUUUAUUG